AAAAAAGAGGAAAAAUAAAGUUUGUCGAAUUUUUAACUCCCGCUUUUAUGGAGAAAACGCUUUAAUGGUGAUCUUUUCGAUGAUACGAUAAGGAGUAAUGUGUUUCGCGAGAUGUUUAACCCCGCCUAGGCCACAUUUUCCGGAUCGCAGCGUGUCCAGCCGCGGCUGAACAGAUUUUCUUUUGCGACGCAUCGUAGUCGACCAUGGCACGGAACGGACUGAAUGAGCUUCCGAACGGUGUGACUCUGUGUGAAACGCAAGUUGCCGGUCAUACGGCUGCCCAAGGAUGUCUCGGGUUGCUGAAAUCCUCCAACGAUGGUACUGUCCUGAAGCCGACGGGGAAGCUGCAGUGCGGUAUACGUGAGAUUGCGUUCUACGAGCAGCUGAAACCACUGCAAGCGAUGCAACUUGCAACUGAACGCAGCACAGAUCCUGUCACUACGGGUAGUCUGCAGCAACUGAGCUGCCUGGUGCCGCGUUACUAUGGUCACCCGAAGCUUCCGAUCGGUGGUAAGGAGAUGGAGUUUAUCCAGCUGGAGGAUCUGACGGAAGGCUACGAGCAGCCCUGCAUCAUGGACGUGAAGAUUGGACGACGCACGUGGGACCCAAUGGCGACGCCCGAGAAGCGCAAGGCGGAAGAAAGUAAAUACAAGGCAUGUCGGCAGACGUUUGGCCUUUGCAUUCCAGGUUUCCAGGUGUACUCGGUGCACGAUAGUGAUGAUCGUAAAGAUCGCUUAGUACGGCACGGCAAGGACUACGGUAAACAGUUAACCGAGUCCAACAUACGUGAUGCAUUCCAGCUAUUUCUAAACGCAACUCCCGAUGGACGAGUCAACCAGGAGUUGGUCCAUUCGCUGCUGCACGAUGUGCGACAAAUCCAGGGCUGGUCCCACUGUCAAACAACGUUCCGGCUGUACUCCAGCUCUGUGCUGCUGCUGUACGAUGCAGCACACUUGAAGACGGUUACUUCCAUGAAGCAGAGCAACAAAAGUCUGACCAGAAACGAUCAUCAUAGCGAUGGCACAUUGCCGGCAGCUGAACCGAUCAACCGGCGGCCAUGGGCCGCUGCCAAAAUGAUCGAUUUCGCUCACGCGUUCACCAAGGAAACGGAUGACGCGGGAACGACGAGAGACGAUAACUACAUACAGGGAGUAGAUAGUCUAGUGGCCAUACUGAACCAGUUCCUUGAAAUCGAUACGAUAUAGUCUGCCCUCGGUUCGGGUGUAUUUAACGCGGUUUUUUCUAGGUGGCAAAGCUACUUACUAGACGCGCACCAAUGCGGCGCGCAGCAAACGAUUCCAAUACGUAAAAUGUUUUCGUAAAAUGAUACCAAAUUUAUGAAGGAAACCCGAUUGCCAUCAGUACAUUAGAUGUUCGUGUUUAAGAAGAGGGAUUUAGGCUAGGGGGCGGCAGCAGCUGCAGUGGAGGGGCGUACGAUGUACCAAAAUAAGUGCACAAGAGGAAGCUCUUUUCCACUCAAACAGAAUCGGUCCCUGAGUACGAUAAUUUUAUAUGAAUAAAUUGCAUACAUACCAUA
Anopheles aquasalis is the source of this 1537-nucleotide messenger RNA. RefSeq names its product hydroxyacyl-coenzyme A dehydrogenase, mitochondrial. Gene Ontology annotation, molecular function: NAD+ binding; inositol tetrakisphosphate kinase activity; (3S)-3-hydroxyacyl-CoA dehydrogenase (NAD+) activity. The record is from RefSeq and is a predicted model, not a curated record. Lineage: Eukaryota; Metazoa; Arthropoda; Insecta; Diptera; Culicidae. Gene Ontology annotation, biological process: inositol phosphate biosynthetic process; fatty acid beta-oxidation. Gene Ontology annotation, cellular component: cytoplasm; nucleus; mitochondrion.